AUGUUAUCGCUUGGUAUGACGGCUGGUCGGGUGAUAGCACCUAUACGUGAUUUCAGCAUGAGUUUUAGAGAGCCUGGAGGUUACGAAGAACCCAGGCAGGCCGUGGGCAGCAUCACUCUAAGGUCUAGAGUGUGCGUCAGAAUCGCAGAGGGGGAGUCCGGGCAGAUAUCGAUUUUCACCGAAAGCACCAGCCGAGUCACGGUUAGGGAGAGCGUGCAUAUCAAUGCACGGCAGAUUGCCCGCAGGACAUCUACCACCCCUCGCGACGUUCGGGCCUCAACAGCUAUGCGGAGUGCACGGGAUUGGCUCAACCAUAAUGUCGAAGAGGGGGGCGUGCACAUGAUACUUGUCCGCGAGUCCCCGCGACGCCGUACAGGCAGUCUUACCGGGUGCCCGAGACACGGCUGUUCCGGGUUAGUCCGACUUCCCGGGGUGUUGAUUAGCUGGAAGGGUUGGAGGGCCAUCGGGUGCUACCGCUGCUGCGCGUUGUGCUCGGAGGACAAAUCGUACCUUUUGCUCAACAAAGGGUGGUCGGCAGUGUCCAACGCCCUAAUCCCUGUUUUUGAGGAGGCAAUCAAGUCACUUCGGGCCGGCGACCAGGAUUCCGCGGACCGGAUUUUGACCGAGAAUGGAAUGCGGACGGCUCGGGCUGCUGGCCUACGGCUAGAUACGCUGUGGGCGGACUCACGUGUCAUCGUGCAGCAUGGGGUCAACGUCACCGAGACUGACCUGUUCACUGCUGGCCCGGGACGUUUCUCGGUCGGGUCGGCCGACCUACGCCACCAGGCUCCUCGCCCCCCAACGACGGAUUGUGGCCCAGUACCCGCACGGGAGCUAAGUACGGGUGACAGGGGUGACAGACUUGGUACUUGGGGUGUAGGAGCGCCACCCGUCAGCUUGAGUCAUACGGUCGGCAGCGGAGAGGUCCCCGUGCACCUGGCCGUUGAACAGCCGACCGGGGACACGAGUGGGGCCUCGGACAGGUUCCUUACCCGCCAAAAUCGGGUCCCCACCCACAAAUCCUCCCCGAUCUCAUUGCAAUAUUUCUAA
This is a messenger RNA of Chondrus crispus (carragheen), 1050 nucleotides long. RefSeq lists its product as hypothetical. The transcript has a single exon. NCBI's taxonomy places the organism in Eukaryota, Rhodophyta, Florideophyceae, Gigartinales, Gigartinaceae. The coding region runs from base 1 to 1050 and encodes 349 amino acids. The record is from RefSeq and is a predicted model, not a curated record.